Messenger RNA from Aspergillus clavatus NRRL 1, 957 nucleotides. Its product is annotated as NmrA-like family protein. Lineage: Eukaryota; Fungi; Ascomycota; Eurotiomycetes; Eurotiales; Aspergillaceae. Bases 1 to 957 code for a protein of 318 amino acids. The transcript has a single exon. The record is from RefSeq and is a predicted model, not a curated record.
AUGGCUCCUACCAUCCUCAUCGCUGGCGCAACCGGCAACACCGGCCGCAGUGUGACAGAAACGCUGCCCAAGUUGCUCCAAGCAAGCAACACACUGUCCGACCACCGCAUCAUCGGUCUCACACGCUCACUGGCCAGUCCAGCCGCGCAACAGCUUGCCACAAUCCCCGGCGUCGAGAUCAUCGAGCAGAACUGGGUCGAAACCACCGCCGACUGGCUCCGGGAACACGAGGUUGUCCGGGUGUUUCUGGCACCGCACAACGAGCCGAACCAAUUCGCCGAAGAAUCGGCCUUCCAUCUGGCCGCCCUCCAGGCCGGGGUGAAGUACGUGGUGCGCAUCUCGACGACCGCGGCCAAUGUUCGCCCGGACUCGGCCGCGUACUACCCUCGCACGCACUGGGCCAUCGAGGCGCUCCUCAGCUCCCCGGAGUUCGACCGCUUGCAGUGGACUUCGCUGCAGCCCAAUAUCUUUCCGGGGGUCUACCUCGCUUCCGCCGCCGAGUUCAUCACGCGGUAUCGCAAGACGGGAACGCAGGACUCGUCUCUGAAACUGAUGGCCGCGGAAGAUGCUCCUGUCGGCGUUGUCGACCCCGACGAAGUCGGGGGGUUUGCAGCCCACCUCCUGGCCCAAGACGACCCGGCGGUACAUAACAAGGCCAAAUAUGUGCUGAAUGGGCCGGAGGAUGUUACGGGAGCCCAGAUUGUCGACAUGGUUGAGAAGCACAUCGGCGCCAAAGUCGAGAGCGUCGUCUACAAAGACAAGUCGUUCGUCGAUAUGCUUUAUCAGUAUAAGUUCGCGGCGACGCAGCAAUCGAAGAACGUGAUCUACUCGGUCCAACACGGUCUGGACACGUCCUGGGAAGGAAAAUGCUCGGCUGCUACCACGAGCAAGGAAGUGCUGGAGCUUGCUCCACCCAGGCGUACUCCUGCGGAUAUGUUGAGGGCCUUGCUGGAGUAG